Rotaria sp. Silwood1 is the source of this 606-nucleotide messenger RNA. NCBI's taxonomy places the organism in Eukaryota, Metazoa, Rotifera, Eurotatoria, Philodinida, Philodinidae. The record is from the annotation of a GenBank genome assembly.
AUGGAUUCUCAACCUAUCAUUCGUGAUCUUGUCUUAGCUAAUAUUAUUCCACCAUCAACAUCAACAGGAACAUGUGUUCAAUUAGUUGAAAGUAAUAAACAACCAUUUGGUCAUACAAUAAUUAAUACACGAAAUGAUUCUAUAUCUGAUCCUCAUGAUCUUGUUAAUUUAGCUAAACAAAUUGAAACAUGUGAUGCAUUUAUUCGUGCUAAUGUUUCAAAUCGUUUACAAGUUAUUGUUAAUCAAGUUAAUUUUUUACGUCAAGAAGCACAACGUAUUUUAGUUAAAGCAAAACGUGAUGAUGAAUUAAAUCAUUCAGCAUGUAAUUUAGUUCGACGACCUGGACAAAUAUAUUAUUAUUAUCAAAGACAAAAUGGACAAAAAUAUUUAUCAAUUAUGCAUCCACAAGAUUGGUUAACAACAAUUAAAAAUAAUGGUUGUCCACAUCAUUUUUUAGGUGCAUAUAAAUUAGAAUAUGAUAAUUCAUGGACACGAGAAGCAACAGAUUUUGAUGAUGGAUUAGAUGAUCCAUUAGAUGAAUUAAAACAAAAAAUGAAUGAUACACAACAAAAUCGAAAAAUGAUUGAAUUUUUAAUUAAAUCAUAA